Chanos chanos (milkfish) is the source of this 1670-nucleotide messenger RNA. It is a transcript of the gene adamtsl5, whose product is annotated as ADAMTS like 5. The coding region runs from base 15 to 1670 and encodes 551 amino acids. Gene Ontology annotation, biological process: extracellular matrix organization; proteolysis. Gene Ontology annotation, molecular function: metalloendopeptidase activity; protein binding. The record is from RefSeq and is a predicted model, not a curated record. NCBI's taxonomy places the organism in Eukaryota, Metazoa, Chordata, Actinopteri, Gonorynchiformes, Chanidae. The transcript is spliced from 13 exons. Gene Ontology annotation, cellular component: extracellular matrix.
AAGAGAGAAGUACUAUGCCAACCUCAUAUACCAGGCAGCUGUCUGUGUGCCAGUCUUUCAGCCUUGUGGUUCUGCUGCUUUUCCCGGUUGUCCCGUUCUCUCAUCCCGCUCAGUGGGGAAAUGCGGGGCAGCCCCAUCGAACCCGACGUCAGCUGUUGUUUAUGAAUGAGUGGGCGCCCUGGAGCGGCUGGUCUGCAUGCUCGCGUUCGUGUGGGGGAGGUGCGGCCACUCGCACACGCACCUGCAUCACCAGGAACCUUGUUGGAGGGCCAUGUUCAGGAGAUGGGAGACAAUAUAAGAUCUGCAACACAAAGGAGUGUGCAGUCGGCUCCAUGGAUUUCAGAGAAUUCCAGUGUAAGGCCUUUGAUAAUCGACCGCUUGUAGCCGGCAGUAAUUACCAGUGGACAACUUUCCACGGAGGUUCUAACCCCUGUGAUCUAAGUUGCCUUGCACUGGGGCACAAUUUCUACUACAACUUUGGGCGCGUUCUAGACGGCACACCCUGCCAAACUGAGCCCGGUGGUGUUUGUGUUAAUGGUCGUUGUCUGAAGCCAGGCUGUGACCUGAUCCUGGGCUCUGAACAGCAGGAAGACGCCUGCAUGGUGUGUGGUGGGGAUAACAGCACCUGUCUCUAUCACCACAGUGUAUACCAGAUCAACGAACAGGAUGCUGGACCUCUGGGGUACAAUGAAGUCACCAUGAUCCCGGCUGGAGCCACUCAUAUCCGAGUUACUGACAACAGUAGGAACUAUCUGGCCCUCCAGAAUGGCCGCUCUCAGUUUGUCAUUAAUGGAAACUGGAAGAUCAGUGUUCCCGGGGAGUACAGUGUAGCCGGGACAAAGCUUGUGUAUCGGCGCUCUGCUGAUAUGUGGGAAAGUUUUGAGGUUCCGGGCCCCACGCAGGAAGACCUACACAUCAUGGUGUUGUCCACUGAUAAAAACUCAGGCAUAGAAUAUGAGUACUGGCUUCCUCCAGACCGAUAUGCCCUGUAUCAUGGGAGAAGAGGCCAACUUAGGCAGCCUCACCAUACCUCAAGCUUUCUACCAUGGGAGCUACCUACUACCACUACAACCACAACCACAACUACGAGUAGACGUCCUCCUGUUACUACUCAACCCUACUGGGGUGAGUACAGUGGCUGGCCAAUCAGACGCUCUCAGCACCAGCAGCAGCAGCAGCAGCAGCAGCAGCAGCAGCAGCCUUUACCUCGCCUGGAGAGAGAUGAAAACCGCAGGAACCAGCUCCCUCAAUUGAACCGUGCAGGUCAAUGUGGGAAAUGCAGGAGGGCUCGGGGUCGAGGAGAGCGGCAGAGACAGUAUUGCGAGAAAGACUUUGUUUUCAGGGCCAAAAUCCUUGGGAAGGUGUACCUUGGUGAAGAGACCCGUUACGACAUUCAGAUCAUCCACACUUACCGUAACCGUUUCCACCUGGAACACCGUGAGUUCCUGUGGGCGCCCAAUGUUUGUGACUGCCCCCCAUUAGAAGAGGGUCAUCAAUACGUUUUGAUGGUCCGACGGCACAUUAAUUACGAGCAUACCCUCAAUCGCAUUUUGCUAGAGGAGGACAGCUAUGCCCAACCUUACCGGCCCCGGGAGGAUUCUCUUUUACGCCCCCUAGAGGAGCUUUGCAGCAAUAAGGGGCCCAGGAUUGCUGGCAGACCCAGAGGUUAG